Molecule: messenger RNA, 6522 nt
Organism: Boleophthalmus pectinirostris (great blue-spotted mudskipper)
Lineage: Eukaryota; Metazoa; Chordata; Actinopteri; Gobiiformes; Gobiidae
Product: dedicator of cytokinesis protein 3-like
Biological process (GO): small GTPase-mediated signal transduction
Cellular component (GO): plasma membrane; cytoplasm
Molecular function (GO): small GTPase binding; guanyl-nucleotide exchange factor activity
Source: RefSeq, a predicted model, not a curated record
AUGAACGUGGUUUGUGAGAGACUGGUGAUGGUUGGAGAGGCCAAUUGGCAGCCAUACUUGCCUCAGGACAGCUGUGGCCAAAAUAGUGACUUGCCGUCGGAAAUGGUGUGUAACUUUCGUGGCUCGGUGAAUCAGGGCCUGGCUCUGGAGGUGGGAGAGACCGUUCAGAUCCUGGAGAAGUGUGAAGGAUGGUACCGAGGAUUCUCCACCAGGAAGCCAAAUGUCAAGGGAAUAUUUCCUGCCAGUUACAUCCACCUGAAGAAAGCCAUCGUCACAAACAGAGGCCCCCAUGAGACGGUGGUCCCCCUGCAGGACCCCAUAGUGACUGAGGUGACGUCCACGCUGCAGGAAUGGGCCGUUCUAUGGAAGCAGCUCUACGUGAAACACAAGGUGGACCUGUUUUACAAAGUGCGCCAUGUGAUGCUGGAGCUGCUGGAUCUGAGGAGGCAGCUGCUGUCGGGGCAUCUGACACAAGACCAGAGCCGAGAGGUCAAGAGACACAUCACCGUCAGGCUGGACUGGGGCAACGAACACCUGGGUUUGGACCUGGUGCCGAGGAAGGAGUUCGAGAUGGUGGAUGAGGACCACAUAAGUGUCUCGGACCUCUAUAAAAUGCACCUGUCGAGCCGGCACAGUGUACAGCAGAGCACCACACAGAGCGAUAACUCGAGGCAGAGACAUGGAGAGCCGUGCAGGAUCCCAGUCCCACACCACCUGCUGGUCAACCUGAAGAGCUUCACCUACAACAGCAUCGGAGAGGACACAGACAUCUUCUUCUGUCUGUACGACUGCAGAGAGGCCAAGACCAUCAGUGAGAAGUUCAUGGUGAGACUUAACAAAAAUGGAGGACCAAAGAACCCAGAGAAAGUGGACCGGCUGUGUGCACUCUUCACGGAUCUGAGCAACAAAGACAUGAAGAGAGACCUGUACAUUGUAGCACAGGUGAUACGCACAGGGCGGAUGUUGCUGAAUGACAGUAAGAAGGGCCCUCCUCACGUGCAGUACCGCCGGCCAUACGGAUGUGCAGUUCUGGCCAUGAGCGAUGUACUCCAAACCAUCUCCGAGCUCAAAGAGGAGAAAGACUUUGUACUUAAAGUGUACACAUGUAACAAUGAGAAUGAAUGGUACCAGAUCCACGAAAACAUCAUCAGGAAGUCCAGUACAAAAUACACCACUCCCAGCAACAACUACGGGCUGAUCAUCUCUCUUCAGUUGUUGCGUGGGGACAUAGAUCAGGUGAGAAGAGAAAACCCAGUGAUCUUCAGCAGAGGAGUCGCCAUGACCCGCAAACUGGGCUUCCCCGAUGUCAUCAUGCCAGGUGACGUCCGAAACGACCUGUACCUGACCUUGGAGCGAGGAGACUUUGAGCGAGGAGGAAAGAGCGUCCAGAAGAACAUCGAGGUCACUGUGUAUGUGCUGUACGCAGACGGGGAGAUCCUCAAGGACUGCAUCAGCCUGGGGUCAGGAGAGCCUAACGUCCCUGAACACCGCUCGUUCGUCCUGUACCACAACAACAGUCCACGCUGGAGCGAGGUCAUCAAACUGCCUAUCCCUAUUGACCGCUUCAGAGGCUCCCACCUGCGCUUUGAGUUCAGACACUGCUCCACUAAAGACAAAGGAGAGAAGAAGCUGUUUGGGUUUUCCUUCACUCCUCUGAUGAGAGAAGAUGGGACCACGCUGUCAGAUGAAAGCCAUGAACUCUAUGUUUACAAGUGCGAUGAGAACACGACGUUCAGUAACCACGCCCUGUACCUGGGCCUGCCCUGCUGCAAAGAGGACUUCAACAGCUGCCCCAACAUCCCCUCCAGCCUCAUCUUCCAACGCAACACCAAGGAGAGCUUCUGGAUCUGCACACAGCUCUCCUCCACCAAGCUCACACAGAACGUGGAUCUUUUGGCCCUCCUCAAGUGGAAAGCCCAUCCAGACCGGGUCAUGGACAUCCUGGGACGCUUACGGCACGUCAGCGGGGAGGAGAUAGUCAAGUUUCUUCAAGACAUUUUGGACACUUUAUUCUCUAUUCUUGAUGACAACACAGACAAAUAUGGACCUCUGGUGUUCCAGUCACUGGUCUUCAUCAUCAACCUGCUCAGGGACAGUAAGUACUACCACUUCAAACCUGUGAUGGACACGUACAUCCAGAAGCACUUUGCUGGAGCACUGGCCUACAAGGAGUUGAUUCGCUGUCUCAAGUGGUACAUGGACCGCUCGGCAGAAGUGGUGAGACAGGAUCAUAUACAGGAAGCCAUGAGGGCUCUGGAGUACCUGUUUAAGUUCAUCGUCCAAUCUCGUGUGCUGUACGCGAGGGCCACCUGUGGGAUGGAGGAGGACCAGUUCAGGACCAGUAUCCAGGAGCUGUUCCAGUCCAUCCGCUUUGUGCUGAGUCUGGACAGCCGCAACUCCGAGACCCUCAUCUUCACUCAGGGCUCCCAGCCUUGCCCCAGUUCAAACCAGCCCCCCGCCCCCCCUCUUGGACCUCCCUUAGCUCUAGCCGGUGCCCUGGGUCAAACGUUCCCCUCAGGCCCCGGACAGGCCCCUGGUGGUGGGCAGGGGAAUUGCACCCAGGCCCUUGGCUCCGGUGCUGCGCGGGCCUCUCCUCUCUCCGCUGCUCUGCUCAACUCCUUCCCGGCCAUCUUUGACGAGCUCCUGCAGAUGUUCUCGGUGCAGGAGGUGGCUGAGUUCGUGCGUGGGACCCUGGGGAGCAUGCCGUCCACCGUGCACAUCGGCCAGUCCAUGGACGUGGUCAAACUGCAGUCUAUAGCCCGCACUGUGGACAGCAAGCUCUUCUCCUUCCCAGAGUCUCGGAGGAUUCUUCUGCCUGUGGUCCUCCAUCACAUCCACCUGCACCUCCGACAGCAGAAGGAGCUCCUCAUCUGCUCAGGGAUCCUCAGCUCCAUCUUCUCCAUCAUCAACAACUGUGCCAGGGAGAGCUCGGUGCAGGAGGAGGUGGAGAUGAUGGUGGAGUCCUUAUUGGACGUCCUCCUUCAAACGCUGCUGUCAAUCAUGAGCAAGAGCCAAUCGCAGGAGGCGGUAAGAGGCCAACGCUGUCCGCAGUGCACCGCGGAGAUCACUGGAGAGUACGUGUCCUGCCUCCUGUCCCUCCUUCGACAGAUGACGGACAUCCACUUCCAACGCAUGAUGGAGAACUUCCAGAGCAAAGACGAGCUCAAGGAGUUUCUGUUGAAGAUUUUGUGUGUGUUCAGAAAUCUGAUGAAGCUCAGUAUUUUCCCUCGAGACUGGAACGUCAUGCGGCUCCUCACCAGCCAUAUCAUCUUGACAACAACACAAUAUCUGUCUCCAGCUCUUCACAAGAACUUCACAGACGCCGAGUUUGAUUUUAAGGUGUGGAACUCUUACUUCAGUCUGGCCGUGCUCUACAUCAACCAGCCCAGCCUUCAACUGGAAAACCUGAGCCCCACCAAGAAGAAGAAAAUAUUAGACAAAUACGGGGACAUGAGAGUGAUGAUGACCUAUGACCUCUUCAACAUGUGGCAGAACCUGGGUGAAAACAAAAUUCACUUCAUCCCUGGCAUGAUCGGGCCGUUCCUGGGGGUGACUCUGGUCCCUCAGGUGGAAGUGAGGAACAUCAUGAUCCCAAUCUUCCACGACAUGAUGGACUGGGAGCAGCGCAAGAAUGGGAACUUCAAACAGGUGGAGGCGGAGCUUAUCGACAAACUGGACAGCCUGGUGUCCGAGGGCAAAGGAGACGAGAACUACAGGGAGCUCUUCAGUCUGCUAACCCAGCUCUUUGGGCCAUAUCCCAGUUUGUUGGAGAAGAUCGAGCAGGAGACUUGGAGAGAAACUGGAAUUUCGUUUGUGACUUCUGUGACUAGGUUAAUGGAGCGGCUGCUAGAUUACAGGGACUGCAUGAAAGGAGAUGAGACUGAGAAUAAGAAGAUCGGCUGCACUGUGAACCUGCUGAAUUUCUACAAAUCUGAGAUCAACAAAGAGGAGAUGUACAUCCGCUACAUCCACAAACUGUGUGACAUGCACCUGCAGGCGGAGAACUACACAGAGGCUGCGUUCACUCUGCUGCUGUACUGGGAGCUGCUUCACUGGGAUGAGCGUCCACUCAGAGAGUUCCUGCACUACCCGGCCCAGAGCGAGUGGCACCGCAAAGAAGGACUCUGCCGCAAAGUCAUCCACUACUUCAACAAGGGAAAGUGCUGGGAGUUUGGCAUCCCUCUGUGCAGAGAAUUGGCCUUCCAGUAUGAAUCUCUGUACGACUACCAGAGCCUCAGCUGGAUACGGAAAAUGGAGGCGGCCUAUUACGACAACAUCAUGGAGCAGCAGCGUCUGGAGCCUGAGUUUUUCCGAGUGGGAUUCUACGGCAGAAAGUUUCCCUUCUUUCUACGGAAUAAGGAGUUCGUGUGCCGUGGCCACGACUACGAGAGACUGGAGGCGUUUCAGCAAAGGAUGCUGGGAGAGUUUCCACAGGCCAUCGCCAUGCAGCACCCGAACCAGCCAGACGAGGGCAUCCUACAGUGUGACGCUCAGUACUUGCAGAUCUACGCCGUGACCCCGGUCCCAGAGAGUGUGAGUGUGCUGCAGAUGGAGCGAGUGCCCGACCGCAUCAAGAGCUUCUACAGAGUCAACAACGUCCGACGAUUCCGUUACGACCGGCCCUUCCACAAAGCCCCCAAGGACAAGGACAACGAGUUCAAGAGUCUUUGGAUAGAGAGGACGACCUUGAUUCUCACUCAUCCUCUGCCGGGGAUCUCUCGCUGGUUUGAGGUGGAGAAGAGAGAACUGGUGGAGGUGAGUCCUCUGGAGAACGCCGUCAGUGUGGUGGAGAAUAAGAACCAGGAGCUGCGCUCUCUGAUCAGUCAGUACCAGCACAAGCAGCUGCAGGGCAACAUCAACCUGCUCAGUAUGACCCUGAACGGGGUCAUCGACGCCGCCGUCAACGGAGGCAUCGCACGAUACCAGGAGGCUUUCUUUGAUAAAGAGUAUAUCACCAGUCACCCUGAAGACACAGACAAGAUCACACAGCUCAAAGACCUCAUGCAGGAGCAGGUGCACAUCUUGGGAGUUGGUUUAGCAGUCCACGAGAAGCUGGUGCACCCAGAAAUGCGUCCCCUGCACAAAAAGCUCAUUGAUCAGUUCCAGAUGAUGAGGACCAGUCUGUGCCAUGGCCUGCCUGGUUUGGAUAAACUGGGAAACACUCACAGAGGGAUCCUGACGGCACACAGCCCCAUGAGCCCCGAGAGCUUCAAACUCAUGCACCGACACAGUCCCAUAGCUGUUCUGACCCCGGUGCGCUCCUCGUCCUCUCUCUCUUCUCAAACCUCCAGCGAGACGGGGAACCUGGGGAACCUGCUGAUCCUGGCUGACGGUUUGGUGGUAGAACAUCCCGAGGAUUUUUACAGGAUGCAGGCAAGUCCCUCCUCCUCCAGCCUAAACUCCACCCACUCUGCUCCUCCUCAGAUGAUACACUCCGCCCCCUCCACCAUCAGAAUUGGCUCUCCGUCUCUGCCAGACAAAUACAGACACAACCGGGAGAUGCUGAUGCUGCUGCCCCCGACCAGAGAGCGCCCCAGCAGCGCCAUGUACCCCAACAUCAUGGACAACGGACAGCCGACCAAUCUUCAGAGAGCGUUAUUCCACCAGGUGAUCGGACCGUGCAAACCGUGCAGUGACCCCAACCUCUCUGUAGCAGACAAAGUACUAACAGCCCCCAGCAGCUGGAGUCUGGACAGUGGCAGCAGAGACCCCCUCCCCUUCCUGUCCGCUCAUGUGGGGGGCGUCAUGGCUCCGCCCGUCCCACCGCGCAACCUUCCCCAUGGCCAACACCUGUCGAUGCACUUUGACGCUUUCCACCACCACCACCAGAGCAGCGAGCUCCCUCCAGCUCUCCCCGCGCGCUCCUUACGAAAGUCGCCUCUGCACCCUAUACCUGCCUCGCCCACCAGUCCUCAGUCCGUCCUGGAUGGCAGUAACUCCACCUUAUCGGGCAGCGCCAGCUCCGGUGUGUCCUCUUUGAGCGAGAGCAACUUCGGGGGCACCUCUUCCGACCCCUCCGCCAGCCGCACCGACACCCUUGACUCCGCCCCCAGCAGCCAGGCCUGGACCACCGACCAGGAAGACUUGGACUCGCCCUACCAGCCCGUCCGCUACAGCGUCUCCGAACCCGUGGUGUUGGACGGUGAUAAACAACAGCCUUGCCGCAGCCUCUCCGCCCCAGGAACGGUGACCCCUCUCCAGCCCGGAAUUCAGAUCAUCCCCCCUGGUAUGGUGGCUCCGGACAUCCUCCACCCGCCGCAGCAUCAUAUUUACUACCAGCAGCACUUCCCGCACUACAUCCCCCACAAUCCUCCGCUCUACAGUCUCCACGAGCCACCCGCACUCCCGCCCAAGCCGUACGUCAGGGAGGGGUGCAUACCGGAGGAGGAGGGGCUAAGCACGCAGUCCCCGCCCCCUCCCGCGCCCCGGCCAAUGCCACGCAAGAUCUCGCAGCCAAUCAUAGCGGCGACUAAGGAGGAGCAAGCGAAAGUGGCCUGGGAGCACGGAGUGAGACAUGAGUAG